AUGGAGUCUCGGGUGCAGUCGGCAAGCCUGCUGGGUGGCAUCUACAGCGGAUCUACCUUGCAGGGUCAUCCCGACGGCACCGGUGCCGUCGAUUGGCCACAGCGACCCAUAUCCGCCUCCAGCUAUCGGGGAACUCUGCAAAAAGGACUGCGUCACGGUCAAGGCAACUUUGAGCUCUUGCCGGGCUGUGAGUACCGGGGCACCUUCCGCCAGGACUUUCGCCAUGGCUACGGCGUUCAACAUAUUGCCGGUCAAUUUCAGCAGUCGGGUCACUUCCAGGAGGGCUUACUCCAAGGCCCUGCAGCUGAAGAGUACGAAAGUCACCUGCCCUCGGACUUUGGGCCUUUGCCUUCCGUUUGUGUUGUGUCCCUCACAGCAUCGAUGCCCGCCCGUGCCUCUUCACACGUUAGACACUUGAAUGGCCGUCAAGUUGAGGGCAAGUUCACGGCCAGCCAGUUGAAUGGCCACGGACAGGUCCGCUAUGAAGAUGGCUCAGAAUACAAAGGCAAAUUUCUCAACGGCAAACGACAUGGCCAAGGUGAAAUGCACUGGCCCGACGGCGAGUGGUACAAAGGUGGCUACGAGAACGACGUGCGCCAUGGCAAGGGCGAAUAUGGCUGGCCCGAUGGUCGGCUUUACCGUGGCAGCUUUCACGAAGGCAAACGUCACGGCCAUGGUCUCUUCACAGCCCCUAGUGGCGCCUCGUUUGAUGGUUACUUUGAGGCGGAUCGCCGGCACGGUCCGGGUGCUCUCACCUACGCCAACGGCGACGUAGACAAGGGCCAAUGGGAUGGGCAAAAGCUCAUUCGCAUCCCAUUUGCGCACGCCAAGCUCCGCGAGCUCGUUGUUAGUGAUCAGCCCUUUGGACCGCUGACUCAGAAAUCUAUCGCCUUACUGCUGGCUGCCGAAGCCGGUGAUGUUGCGAGGGUCAGCGAUCUCAUUGCCGACCCUACCGUGCAUGUCGACGUGUGUGAGACUUGCGGCAUCAAUGCGCUGCUGCUUUCGGCUGCCUCGGGUCACGAGGAUAUAGUCGCGCUUUUGCUGGACAAGGGCGCGCAGAUCAAUCAGUGGGUGCCCGUCCAACGUCAUGAGUGUGACACGGAACGCAUGCAUAGCCUGUAUUCAACUCUCCUGCGGCGUGGUGCCGACACAAACAUUGCCACCCAUCCGGAACCCGUACUACUGACUGCUGUAACACUGGCCGAUGACAAAAUUGCUCUUCUUUUGCUGCGGCACAACACCAAUCCCCAUGUUGUGGCCGCCUCCGAUCCCCAACAACACACACCUUUGCUGCGCGCCGUUAGCCAGCUGCCACAUCUCCGCCGGCAACAACCUCAACUCCUUCGAAUCCUUCGUGGUUUGAUAGAGCAUGGCUCCAAUCUCGAUGCCGCUGACAGUCAGGGCAACACAGCCUGCCAUCUCUGUUGCAACCAAUAUGGUUACGAAGCGUUGGACUUGAUCUUGGAGGCGGGUGCCAACCCUGAUUUGUACAACGAUGCUUCCUUGACGCCGCUGGCCCUCGCCCUGCACUCGGGCCAACCGCGCCUUGUGACGCUUUUGCUGGGUCAUGGUGCCGAUCCCAACAAGGAGGUUGGUGAGCUCAACGACACCUUGCUCAACCUGCUUUUGUGCCUGGAUGACAGCGAUAUCGACGAGCUGACACGUCUCAUCUUGCUUCGGCAACUGCUGGAGGCCGGGGCGGACCCGACACGACCGAUUCCGUUGAACGAGCUUGUGCCUGAGGCCUCCCGUGGCACGGUCAUUGACACGUUGCACGCCCGCUACUUGGCAACCAACAGCAGCCAGACAAGGCGCACGAGUACCAUGUCAUCUUCAUCUACCAUCCACGCCAUUGGCUCAAACAGCAUGCACCCCCGCGCACGCGCCUUUGGCAACCUGGCCGGAAGCAUUGGUGGGGGUGGGGGCACGAGCGACAAGCGGGACUCAAUGUCGUCAACCGUGGCCACCAUGUUUGAGAUCCUGCUGGAGAACAUGCGCACCGUCAUGUUAGAUCCCACGGUUCCUAUUGGCAUUCCUUUUUGCGUGGAGUGCGGUCGUCACGCCAAGCAGCGACUCCUGGCGUUUGGCAACUCUGAGCGGCUCAAGUUUUGCAGCGAGCGAUGCAAGAUGCGCGCACUGAAUGGGCCUCACCGACGGUCGCUGAUGGCCGCCCUUGACCACUCGGAUCCUCUGCGAUGGAAGCUCUCGGAUCUGGCUGACGAAACACCUUUGGUGUGGCAGAGCAUUGGGAUGCCCAAGCUGGCUCAGCGCCCAAGCGUGGCAGCAGCAGAGCCCGCCAAGGCCAAGCGGCACAACGGGCGAGAAUCCAUUGGAAUGUCUGCGCUGGCCAAUGCCAGUCAGGUGAGCGCAGCUGCGCCCAAGGCCAAGUGGCAAACAACGCCUUCGAAGCGCCAGUAUGCGCGUUCGGUUAGCAAUCCCGUGCAGGGCAUGUUUUCGCAAACGGGCACGCGACUUGUCUCGCCCAAUGCCAGCCUUUUGGCCGCCGUACCGCGGCCCACGAGCAGUCCUUCUGCUUCGGGCCGGCAUCUUGUGGGCACGCGGCCUUUUUCCCCCAGCGGGUCGAUGCGUGCUCACCGUUUGCGCAGUGGCAAGGAAGGACAUUCGCUCAGCUCUUCGCUCAAGGAUCUGCGCAUUUUGGCGGAUGCCGAGAAGCUUGAAAACACCCGCCAGGAGCUUGAGCGCGAGGUGCUCAAGCGUCAAGGCAAAGCCGCUGCCCACCCGCUCGUCAAGGGCAUCGGCAAGAUAACCCGGAGUCUUGAGUUGGACUGGCAAGCGGCGCCUUUUGCCACAAUGAGCUUCACCAACUAUACAGAUGUUGUGCGCGAGCACGAUGAAGUCGUCUUCUUUGGGGGACGUGAUCUCAUGUUUGCAGCCACAAUUGUGGAUGGCGAGAUGAUCCGCAACCAAAAGGGCGAGUUCAAGUGCGCUGAUGUCAUUGGUUUGCCCUAUGGCGGCAAGGUGAAAGCUCGGCACGGCUCGGGCUUCAUGUACGUGCUCCGCCCGACACCAGAGCUCUGGUCUCUCGUUCUGAGCCACCGCACGCAGAUCAUCUAUGCAGCAGAUAUCGCCAUGAUCUGCUACCAGCUGGACCUGUGCGCCGGUUCAAGAGUUUUGGAAACAGGCACGGGCAGUGGAUCGCUGACGCAUGCGCUGGCCCGCGCGGUGGGUCCCCAGGGCCGCGUUUUCUCCUUUGACUUUCACCAGCAGCGUGUUGAGAUUGCGCGCGAUGAGUUUGCGCGACAUGGCCUGACCAACGUUCAGGUGGCCCACGCUGAUGCAACCAUGCCGGAUGCUUGGGGACUGCACGAAGAAGUCGAUGCCGUGUUCUUUGACCUGCCCAAGCCUCAUCUAGCCCUUGACAAUGCCGUUGCUGCGUUUCGGGUGG
Molecule: messenger RNA, 3406 nt
Organism: Monosiga brevicollis MX1
Lineage: Eukaryota; Choanoflagellata; Craspedida; Salpingoecidae
Exons: 25
Biological process (GO): tRNA methylation
Cellular component (GO): nucleus; tRNA (m1A) methyltransferase complex
Molecular function (GO): protein binding
Source: RefSeq, a predicted model, not a curated record